Closterium sp. NIES-67 is the source of this 926-nucleotide messenger RNA. The record is from the annotation of a GenBank genome assembly. NCBI's taxonomy places the organism in Eukaryota, Viridiplantae, Streptophyta, Zygnematophyceae, Desmidiales, Closteriaceae.
ACGGGCAAGACUCAAGAACCGAGCAAGCAGCCUCUAUUUUGUUCAGUUGGGCUUCAUUCCAUCUCAAUUUCCCCGCGAUUUUCCCGCAUCUGCCUCCGUUUUGUUAUCCACCUACCAGAGCCUCGAGGCCACUAAUUUAACCAGCUUCUAACGACUACGUAGUACUACUAGUUGUAUUUGUUACGCCAAGCCGUUCCGUUUCUUUCAGUCGCAACCAUGUCGGCCGUUGCGCUCAUUCUCCGCGGAUGUCAGUUCGUCUUUACUCUCAUCUCCUUCAGCCUGCUCGCGUCGGCGGACGGCGGUCUGACGUCAUUCAGCACGGGCAAGUUCCUGCUGGCGGCUGACGUCAUCGGGUUCAUCUUCGCGUUCGUCGCCAUCGUCGUUGGCAUCGCAACGAUCGCCAGCAGCUCGCUCAAGGAUUCGCAGACGAAGAUGUCGCUCUACUUCGCCGUCGAGAGCUUCCUCAACGUGUGUCUGGUCUUCGGAGCUGCAUGCACGGGUGCUAACGUGUUUGGCGAGUCGUGCGGCUUCUUCAGCAAUGAAUACGACUCAUACAUGCCCAAAACCAACACCUGCACCUAUGCCAAGACGUCAGUCGCCUUCGCCUUUCUUGCUUCUUUUGCGUUCAUGGGCACACACUGGUACUAUGUUUUCCUGAUGAAGCGCGGCUAGUGGCGGUGCCAUCUUAACUCACACCUGCGUAUGCCAAUGCCAACAUGACCUGCGGUUGAGGGUGUUGGGUAGCUGAAACGCUGGGCUCAAUUUGUAGUCGCCUUUUACUAGAUGAUUGGGUAGAGUUUGAAGGGGUGACGACAAUGAAUGAUGCCAGAUGCUUUCGUAUAUAUUGUUUAACGAUAUGUGAUGCAGUGCUGACUUUUGUGAACUACCAUUGUAAGGAAUUUCCAUUCCUUACUGAGUCGUAUGCU